CAUUUGGUAUACGAAAAUCUCUGUGUGAGCUAAAGCUUGCUCUUCGUAUGUGAAAUUUGUGUGUAAGGCUGGGAACAUAAAAUAUUGUAAAACGGAAAUUGUGGCUUAGCACACUAUGUCUAAUUAUGAAACAACAAGGGACAUUCGUUUUUGGUUUAAAGUAUGGACCCAACAGAAUUUGUACUGUUGUGCUACGUGUAAACUACAAGAAGUAGCGGUUAUUCUUUGACAUGGCGUGUCAACGGAAAAUAAUGAAACUCUGUACAAUUUCGCUGAGUUAGUUUCCGAAUAUCGUACCUCAUACAGCUGCCAGCAUGAGUGAGAUACUAAAAUCAUUCUCACCUCAAGACGAUGACACAGUAACAGCGUUUGUGUAUGGAGUUUAUGAAAGAGAUGGUCGUCGCGGUAGCAGAGGUGGAGUUGGAGUCUGGUUCGGAGAAAAUCACACUCUAAACAUUUCAGAGUCACUGGAGUCCUGUUAUUCAAAGAGCAAUGCAGAAAUUAAAGCAGCAGCUCGUGCAAUAGAACACGCCAAGGCCGCAGGUAUAAAAAAGCUAUGCAUAAAAACAGAUUCUGAAUUUUUGGUAAAGAGUGCAUCUCACUGGAGCAAGGCUGGCUGUACUUUAGAGGCAGGUGGUAGCUGGGCCCAGAAUCAAGAAGAUUACAAAGUACUAUAUGAUGCAAUAACGGACAGUGGAAUGGAAAUCAGAUGGCAUUAUGUUCCUGGACACAGUGGUAUUGAAGGCAACCAGAAGGCAGAUGCACUCGCAAGAUUGGGAGCCCAGAUGAGUGCAAACGAUGCUGGUGAUGCUACACUCUCUGAGAAUUUGAAAUCCAAAGAGAAUUACAGUAGAUAUUACUGAUGCUUACCUUCUUACAGUUGCUUUAUUCUGAAAGUAAGUUUUGCAGCAUGAAUCUAAAUUAAAGACUUGAAUAAUAUCAUUUCCUGUAUUUGUCGAACAAAUAAAUCACUUUAAAAACUACAAA
Molecule: messenger RNA, 987 nt
Organism: Schistocerca gregaria
Lineage: Eukaryota; Metazoa; Arthropoda; Insecta; Orthoptera; Acrididae
Product: ribonuclease H1-like
Exons: 4
Coding region: 315-863 (182 amino acids)
Biological process (GO): DNA replication, removal of RNA primer
Molecular function (GO): nucleic acid binding; RNA-DNA hybrid ribonuclease activity
Source: RefSeq, a predicted model, not a curated record